Messenger RNA from Eremomyces bilateralis CBS 781.70, 1182 nucleotides. RefSeq lists its product as uncharacterized. Bases 1 to 1182 code for a protein of 393 amino acids. The transcript is spliced from 3 exons. Lineage: Eukaryota; Fungi; Ascomycota; Dothideomycetes; Eremomycetales; Eremomycetaceae. The record is from RefSeq and is a predicted model, not a curated record.
AUGCGCCUUACCGCGAUCCUUUCCCUUGCUCUUGCGGCAACCCACGCGGUUGCCCAGGAUGAAAACGCGACGGCUAGCGAUGAAAACGCGACGGCUAGCGAUGAAAACGCGACGGCUAGCGAUCAAACCAUCCCCGACGUUGCUGAGGUUCAAAACAUCACCGAAGUUGAGCAACCUCAAGUCAUCCCCGAGGUCGUCAGUGUCCAAAGCAGCUUGGUUGGCGUAGCGCCUGAAGUGUCCACCGAGGCUGCGGACGAGACCCCUGUCGCUGCCGACACUGAGGCGGCUGAACCGAUUCUGAGCAGCUUGAGAGAAGAGCUCCAACAGAUUACGGAGAAUAUCGAGACCGCAGCCACUACUAUCAACUCCACCGAGAACGAGGGCGUUCAAACUCAAGGGGCAGAUCGUCUCGAGUCGGCGGUGGCUGCUAUAGCGGAGCUUCUGCAGCAAGCCCGCCAGCAAAUCGAAUCGGGUGAAACUGGAUCUGGAAACGUGGCCCGCUCGGCAUACACAUCCUCAUCGUCCUCCUCCUCCUCAUCCUCCUCGUCUUCGUCGUCUUCUUCCUCGUCGUCGGACUCAGACUCAGGCUCGUCGUCGGACUCAGACCGUGAUGGAAGGUAUGGAAAGCGGGAUAGCGGGAUCAAGAAGCGAGCCCCACAGUCUCCCUCGGGAUAUGACUACAGUGGCUGCUUUCUUUUCGACUACAGGUUCCGGGGGAAUUCCGUGUGGCCAAGCGGAGGCCUCGCCACGUCGUUGAACAGCAUCAACCAAUGCCGAAACGUGGCUCGGGGCGCACGGUACCUGGGCGCCACGGAUCUUAGCGGUGUCCCCGGCAAUGCCUUCCUCUGCGAAUGGGGGAGCAAUACCAUCCCAAGCUUUAACACUCUCAGGCAAUAUCCCGACUUCCUCUGCAACCAUCGCUGCCCGAAUGGACAAGAGGGCUGUGGUGGCAAUUGCUUCAGGUUCAACGGCCGCCCCUAUUGCUUCUAUAGCAUCUACCGCCGCCGCGGUGGUAAUUGCGGCGGGGAGAUCCAACAGAUCCUAGACCUUAUCGAUUUUAUCCGGCGAUUGAUCGAGGGACUUCAAGGCAAGGGCCAAUUCACUGGAAUCGAAGCCGCGAUCAACACUCAACAACAAAUUGAGAAUGAUUCCGACUUUAUCAGGCAGGCUCUUGGGUGCUAG